Molecule: messenger RNA, 8776 nt
Organism: Astyanax mexicanus (Mexican tetra)
Lineage: Eukaryota; Metazoa; Chordata; Actinopteri; Characiformes; Acestrorhamphidae
Exons: 2
Coding region: 2092-5595 (1167 amino acids)
Biological process (GO): proteolysis
Molecular function (GO): aspartic-type endopeptidase activity
Source: RefSeq, a predicted model, not a curated record
UCUGUCACCUGUAGAAACCACACCCUGAGAUGUCUUGUGUUAUUAAUUAAUUUGAUUAAUUAAUUAAUUAAUUAAUUAAUCUAAUUAAAUUAAUUUAAUAACUGGCGCCCAAUUAAAAAUAUUUCAACAUCUCAAUUAGCACCAGGUAUUAAACCACUGAGCCGCUACAUAAUUGGCUCGCCAACGUGGGGCAGGAUUAUUAUUGGCUCUCCGCCGCGAGACCAGAAUAUACACAUUUCAUAACCAGUUCCAGAAAAUAGCGCUGUAAGUUGCAGAAUAAAGUGUAUUUUGUUUUUAUUGCUAAAUGCGUUAGCUGCUGGCUAGCUGGCCUAGCUGGAGUUACCUGCAUAAACCCAGCGUGUUAGAAACACACGCACAUGUUCUACACGUGUUUUUGUUUACAAUUCAGGACUGGCCAGUCCCCUGUGUGUGUGCGCGUCGCGCGCACGGUCCCCUGUGUGUCGGUAUAACGUGUACAGUUGUGUGUGUGGUAUGCGAGCGCUCUUGAAAACAUUACUCUUAUUUGUAAAAUAAGCUUGGUUGACACACCGCCGUGUGUGGGUAACCUUAAACCCGGGUGUAUAUACGUGUAUAUACGUGUGUACUUACAUAAAGUUCGAACUGUUUCCGGUAAAAUAGACAUAUUUUGCCAGUGUUGAUCUGAUAAGGCCUUCGCGCAGGUCUGAGUCGCGGAUCUCCGGCUCAUCGACUCCGCGCUCCAGUUAAAACUGCCGGUUUUUGCGCGAAAUCCGUAAAAUCCUGCAGUACUGGACACUUCCACGUGCGUAAAAGAGUAGCUAACUUUUACGUAACACCACCCUGAGUGGCAGGAAGUCUAUUGUGUGCGUGAUUAAACUAACCACGCCAGGAUGUAAAUCCUCUUUGCUCAUCUUGUGAAGUGUGUUGCUGCUGUGUUAAACUUUAGGACAGCCGUGCCCUUCUCCUCUGCUAUUCACAGUCGACUGAGUCAGUCAAAUCUGCUGACCAGGUCCCAGACCCAAGGGGCGGUCCUUAACGUGGCAUCAUCAGUGGGCGUGACCACUCCCACCAGUCGGCCUCUGCCACCAUCUGGUGGACAGCCUGACUAUUUACACUCAAACUCAAAGGGUGUUUUACUACCCCUCACCACUAGGGGGGGUACACUGCCACAUCGCCAUCUGGUGUUUGAUUUGGUUAACUGCAUACAGUGCAGAAAGGUGCAUUUCAUUUGUUUGACCACCAGAGGGAGCCACUUAGCCAUAUAGCUGUGUCGCCACCUGGUGUUGUACUUGUGUAAUUGCUAUCAUCCUGUAGAGUGCAUUUAGAGUUUCUGUCGCCAGAGGGUGCCAAUUUCAAACAAACUUUUCGUUAAGUUAAUAAAGGGAAUUUGCAUUGUGGUUUGGUUAAAUGGUUUCUAAAUAAGUAAACAAAUAACUGCAUUCAUUUAAUCGGUUAAUAUUAAAUAGUUAAAUUUAAGUUUCAGGUCUGCUCUCUCAAACAUUACUCUUUAUGUUACAUUGAACCAAGCUAAAUAGCUAUCUCCAUUGAGUAACUAAUCACAACAUAAAAUAAUUAACUGGUCAUUUUAAUCAAUUUGAUUAAGUAAAGUUAAUUAAAUUUUUGUUAAUUAAUUAUUUUCAAUUUAAUUCAACCAUCUUCAAAUAAAUUAAGCUUAAUUAUUGAUCGAUUAAGAUCAAUUAUUAAUAACUGAUUGAAAUUAAUUAAUUAAUUAACCAUUAAAAAAAAAAAAAAAAAAAAAAAAAAAAAAAAAAAAAAAAAACCUAUCCAGUUAUCAGUUACUCAACCAUAUACCCAGCACACCUGUGCUUAAUACAUAGUUAAAUUCUCCCAUCCUGUACAUAGUUAAUAACUAUACCCAUAUUUAGAUUUAGACAUUGUGUAUAGUGCCCUACAGUUAUUAAACUGUUCACUAGCAUCACUGACAACAAAUCUAACUAUUCUUUUAAAAUUAAUCUACUAAUUGUAACCUUAGGUCGCCCACUUUUAACAGAUUUUCUUCUUAGAAAAGGCACAAUGCUAAUUGACUCGAACAUAAAAUAAACUUGUUUGUCAUCAAAAUUGUUUGAUUCCACGUGCUUUACGUAAAUCAAAAUGUGUGCCACCGAAAAAGCUCUUUUAGAGCUUACAGCUGGUCUACCCCCAGGACUUACCAUCCCAGUCCAACAAAUGGACAGUGGGGGUCUCCAUGCACUAAUUGCCAAAAGCCUCAAUGAGUGUGUAUCUAAAAUCCUUGAGGGCAAGCAACAAGUGGAUCCGAUUUCCCUAAUACUGGGGAAACAACUGCUGUUGUCACAGGAUCAACUUGCUGUUUCCUCCAAAACCAUUCAAAAUCUCCAAGCAGAGAUUGUGACUUUAAAUGAUAGAGUUGCAGACCUAGAGAACAAAACUGUACAGUCUGAAAUUAACCAAAGAGACCUCAAAACCGAAGUGCAGCUGCUUCAAAAGGAAGCCAACAUAGCUACCCAACUUGCAGCUCAGUCACAGGAAAAACUAAAACAUGCUAUUGCAAGACAGGUUGAGCUACAAACUGAAUUAGCACAUGCUAACAAUGCAGUCAAAUUAACUCGAGACCAAACAGAGUUAACAUUUGAGCUGAUGAUGGAGGGAGACUCCCCCAUCAAUCCAGCUGGUAAAUCAGGAACCCCUGGGGUUCCGGAUCCUAAGCAACAACCAUCCACAAAUACAUUCCCUCUAGUCUCCCUUAAAGGUGCUGAAGCGCCAGUAGAACCAAGGUUCACUCAGCGUUCUCAGCCACAUGGGACCUCUGUGCAACCUCAAGCACCCUCUGAUAGAGAUCUGGACAAAAUUGCGCGUAACAUUCCACGCUUUGAACCAGAACCGGACGGUUCUAAUGAUGUCCACCAGUAUCUUCGCGACAUUGACUUCUUCUUACGCCGUUUCCCCAAGGCCACGGUAAAUGAUAAAAUCUACCUCAUUAAGGUGUCCUCUAGUCGGGAAGUUGGACGUUUCAUUGAGCGCCAACCACCCCAGGUUAAGAGAGAUUAUCCUGCUCUUUGCAAGGCUUUGGAGGAUGAGUUCUCCAACCACCUUGCUCAAACCGGCCUUGCUGCAGCUCUUGCAAUAAAGCAGAGUCGCCAGGAAACACCCCUACAGUACUAUCACCGCCUCAGGCACGCUUAUUUCGGCUAUAGAAAUGAGCCUGGAAUGGAGGAAGAGGAAGUUUUCAAAACAUUGUUCGUGAGAAACCUCCAUCCCUCCACCAGUCACUUUUUUGGAGUCGCAGCCUGCCCCCGUACGCUAACAAGCCGGCAGCUGCGUGAUUUGGCUCUCAGAGGAUUUGCUAAGUUCCAACAAAACAUUAAAAAAAAAUCAGAGUCAAAUGACGUCCUGAUAAUUAAUGAGCAGUCCUCCCACGUCAAGCAAAAAGGGGCACACAAGGCUCCAAUGCCACCUAAGACCCAGUUAAACCACAAAAACCAGAGAGUGUUCCACUCUUGGCGUCGCUCGUCCCUACAUUGGGCCAAGCAAAGUGACCAAAAGCCCUCCUAUCGAAGGAAAGGUAGGAUAAAACGCAGUUGGAAUGGCAAACACUCACAGCACCAUGCUCGAGCACAGAGCUCCAGCAAACUUCAAUCUCCGCUCAGGAGAAAGAGCCCAAAGCACCACAAACGUUGGUGUCCACCUAAAGGGCACAAGCAUGAGACAUAUCCAACUAACCUGAGCACUAAAGACGGCAGUCUGCUCAGACAAUUUCGUGACGAAAUACGCAAGCAGGACAAUGCUGAAUCUGAAUUCUUGCCAAUUGUCCAUGCUCCAGAUCAACCUGCUUGGGGGGGUGCGAAAUCCAUCCACCCCAAUGCAGCCUUGGUUGUACAGCCAGACGCUGAAAACAACCACACUGAGGAAGCUUCUUCCCUCAGCCUGGAGGAUCCACCACCUAAACAAUUCUUGGGUUUCUUAACCGAGAAAGGUUCAACACCAAAAUUCUAUCUAGCCACCAGGCUGGAAGAUGUGUUCGGGUAUGAAGCUCUUUUGGACACAGGGUCAGACAUUUCUUUGAUGUCAAAUUCACUUUUUGACCAGGUGAGGGCGACAGCCCGCCGAAACAACAAAGAGAUACCUCUGAAAAAGUGUGCUCUUCACCUUCAACCAUAUUCGCACACUGGUAUCACUCUGCAUUCAGCAGCCCUGGUGCACGUUGCCAUCGGUCCAAUGAGCCUCACCCAUCCAAUUCACAUUUCUCCAUUGGAGAACGUCCCAUUGCUCUUUGGCAAAGACCUCCUUGACCGGUUCAAACCAUUGAUUGACUUUCAGCAUCGUAGAAUCUGGGCACAGGUUUGCGAACCCCUGCCCUGUCCUAAGGCACAGGAUAGAGUUCAAUGCUAUCAUGUUGCUAGCAACAUUGAGCCACACAAGCUCAUUGAACCUUCGGAUUCCACGGGAAUCAAUGAGAAGCUCACUGUCAGGGUUCUGAAACCACCAUCCUCAGAAUCCCCUACCAUGAUUCUAAAACAAAACACCUGUUCAUGGGCAUUGACUCCCUCUACGGCUGUAGAUGAGUACAACCCAAAAGCUGGAAAGUCAUUCACUCUUAACACAACGGUCAACGGUGAAAUCUUUGUUCCAUGGGCUGACAAGUCAGCUGUUCACAGACCACCUGCAGGUUCCUUGCCACGGACUAACUGUGAUCCUCUGUUCGUGCACCAAAAGGAUUGUUCUCUUCUUGUUCCUGCACCAGUGGUUCCAGACAAACACAGUCCCUUGGAUUCUUAUGAACGUAAAAACAUUCCCACCAUCUACACAGAUGGAUGUGCUUUUCGGAAUGCUCAAAUCAAAUGGAAAGUUAACAUGACAAUUGGUGCAUGUGACAACACUUCUUUCAGAACACUGGCAUUUCACCUUGAUCCACUUGCCACUUACUGUGCGUCUUUCAGGAUGCUCAAGGGCCUGUUUGUUUAUGCCCCAGAUACACACGCUUCAUCUUCAUUCGUGGUGCCUCAGCGCCAUGGGGGGGAGAGCCUGGCCCAGGCCCUCGAUCACCCAUGGGUGGACCACAAAAUGAUGGGGGAAACACACCAAGCAUUCCCACAAUUGACAUAUCUGCCACUUGUUGGAAAAAGGCUAGUGUGUUUUCAGCCCCAAUCUUCAGAAGAUCUGUGUGGUAUAUGGCCAAUUCCACAAAUGGAUUGGGUCGAAAGGAACAAACAUCUCAUCACUGUGGCAGGUGCAUUUGCCAGAUGGAGGGGACGUCCCCCAGACCCUAUUGAAAUGGCUCAGGCCACAACUCUUUCGCUGAUCCACACUUUCUCAGGUGUUGGUAUAUCUCAUCGUUCUAGCGGUGAACUGCGGAAACACCCAAAACUGGGAAAAAGCACGCUUGGAUACCAACCAUUGUGCUACACUGCUGACAAGCUACUGGUGAGGUCCCAGCACAGCACUGGCAAAACAAUUCGCGAGCUCAGGUCUCAUUGGUUUGGUCCUCAUGCAGAGGCAGACAAUCUGCCUCGCAUCUGGAACCAGAUCCCGCAUCGUCAGUGUUUUAUUAAACCGAUUCUCAAACAAGUUCACUGUAACCCAAUUAAACUAUGCAAAAGCCCCAUGGGACAAGUCGGGACCAAUAAUGCCCUAGGUUAAAUCAUAAUACUGGGCUAAAUACCUAGACACACUGAGUGUUCAUUGUCCACCAUAUUCUGACCUGACGCAAUUGUUAAAUUGAGAACGUACCACACAUUCAUUGUCUGGAACUCACCUAUCCGAGUAGCAUAACCCACAACAAAUUGGAUAUUUUGUUAAACCUAGUGUUUGAAUCACCAUUUCAAACCAUUAGCAUAGCAGUAGAAUAAAUACGUGGAGAAGGGGGGGUGCCAAUUUUUUUUUUUCUUCUUCUUUUCUCUCUUCAGGUGACCAAAACAUAUUUUGUUUCCCUUCUGACUACGUUUGCUCCGCUAUAUUGUUCUCAAUUGUUGACUAAGUAGUGGCUAAUUAUUGAAGCAUACCUUAUGGGUAGGUUGUCUUGAUAAAUUAUAAAGGAACAAAUAGCUAGCAAACUAUUUGUGACCCUUUCAUAUGCUUGUUGCCACACUAUCACAUUAAAUUAACUAUUUUAUUCAGAACCAAAAGCCAAUAGCUACAACAAAAAACUGAUCAUCAGAGAAAUUGUAUAUCCCUUAGACCAAAAACUCUGUCAGCGACCUUGUAGUAGAUUGUCUUAAGAAAGCAUGACCAACAAGACACCAAUUGCAUGAAAGAUGUACCCUAACAUGCUCUGUCUACAGAAAUCCACGUUGACAUCGACCGAUGACCCAACGUCCAGUGGCCCAUCGAUCGAUGGGGGGGGAAUGUAGUGGAUUAACCAGAGGAUUUCUUCAUUGCUUGGACACAAACACACACUACCCCCACUUUACGGCCUAUAAGGAAACUUCGAACCCAGAACACUCUAAAAAAAACCUUGGAGUAAUCUUUUUUUCAAACAACCUUAAAUUUCAAAAUGACAUUUACUGACUAUUUCUUCACUCAGCCUCGCUCGAGAACCCUAAAUGCAAGUCAGGGUAAACAUUUUUAAAUUCUUUUUUGACAUUCCUUCAGACGCUGUCAGUCGUAAAUCUGGAUUUAGGACCGUUAAUGUUUAAACAUCUGGAACUGUGCACAAUUGUGGUUUUGCCAACAGCACAAUCACCAGGACAAGGACGGGACUACGGGACUUGAGAGAGGGUUCAAAACUUAAUGAAUGCCUUGGAAAUUGUAAAUUCACCAAAUAUAUUAUACCAAUUUAGGGGUUUGUGCUUUCUGCAACCACUUAGAAAUAAGAUUCAUGAAGUUAAAAUGAAUGCUCUUAGCUUGGAAAUUACAUUCCCAACACCAACUUCACCAACUUCCCCCACGGUCGUAAAUUCCGACGACAGCCGCUUAUCUAAACACAGCAGAGGGAGAGGAAUUUCUCACUGAGAAGAUUUUGCUUAAAAUACAUAUAUAUUGACUAUAUAAAAAAGGUGUUUUAUAGAAUGUUUACUAGAUAAUGGUAUAUGUGUCUGGUAUAUGGUAUAUGUGUUUGGAUGUGUCCUGAUUAAAUUCUCCUACACAUUCAAGUCUGAAUCAACAAGGUUUAACUAGCAUUUGAUAAUUUAGCUUUAUUUGGUUAUCAGUGGUUUAACCAUGUAUUAUCUUUUAAGUGAUUUAAUUGGGUUUAAAUAAUAACAUGACUCUUGAUCUCUUUCUGACAGAGUACCAUCCAUCAUUGUAUUCCUAAGAUUAUCUUGAGUAUUACAAAACUGUUUGUGGGCAAAAUAUAUAUAUAUUACAUUUAUUGUGAUUCAAUUGUAAGAUUGUUGUUUCCUGAAUUUAUCCUCACAAACUGAUAUGCUGAAAAAUGUAUUUUGAUCCACUGUUUAAUUGAGUUUUCUUUUGGUUUGAUCUAUUAGAAAAAUUCUGAAGCAUGCUGACCAUGUGAGCGAGGGGGGGUUUUAUGGCCCUUUGUGAAUCCCCACCAAAGUUUGAAAUUGCUCCUAGACCAAUCAAAACACAGACACUUGGGCCACAGAGCCAAUCGGAGCUCAAGGGCCAAACAGGCCACAGAGUCUAAUAGUUAAACUGGGCAGACACAGUUCAGUUUCGAGUUAGAGUUUCCAGUUUUCUGGAGUCCAGUAGAGUUUAGUUGAGUGCAGUUCGGAGCAGUUGGAGGAGAAGCUCAGUUCAGUUUGGAGUUGAGGAGAGUGGAAGAAGAUGGGUUGAAGGAAGCAGUUAGAAGAGAGAAGUUAGAGGAGAGAGGUUAGAGAGGGCCUAGAGAUGAAGAAAGGAUAAACUGUUAGUUAGUCAUCUUAGGUUAGUUUUCUUAGACUAGUGCAUUUAAUCUUCUUCAAGCAUAAUGGUAUUAGUUAUCCUAGUUUAAAUAACUAAGCUAUUUUAUGAUCUACGGAGUUCUCCUGCUUGCCAAGAUAGUUAAUAUAGUUCAGUAAACCAACUAGACCAACCGACGGAUCACCGAGAGGGUACGCCAGCCGAGCCAGCUCCAGGGAAGGCUUUCCCUGUGCAGAGACUAGAAGUGGGUGUCGACCAGGUGCGCCGCUUUCCCACAGAGCACCAUCUUUACCCUGCGGAUGGGUCCACACUGGACCUUCUAGGGGUGCAGGAUGUCAGCCGAACAAGAGGUUUAAACAGCGGACCGAACCGAUGGGGACCCCCCUUUGUAGACGUCUCAGAGUAAGGCAGUUUGGGUAUUUCUCUCAGUAAUUGGUGUUUUGGUUGGUCAAGUCUAGUUUGGUUAUUGUCCUUAACUCUUUUCUUAGUAUAGAUUCAUUUUUAGUUAUUUGGCGAAAGGGAUGAUCUUUGUAGGCCGUAAAAUAUCUUACUUAUCUACUUAUUUUAGUGUUCUCAUUUGAUUAGUUCGACCUCAUUACAUUAAGACCCUUAUUUAGAAAUAUUCACUUAAUAGUUCUAUUAAUCUUUAUUCCUUUCAUACCAGUAUUAUAACGUGUUUGUUCUUUUAUUUUUCAUUUAUUAUUCUACACUAUGAUUUGAUAUCUAAUGGCUACAUUAUGACUUUUUAAUUAAUUAUUUACUCAUAUCUGUGUGAUUUAAUAAAUACUUUUAUUUUACAAAACCUGUCAUUUCAGUGUGUUUUUCUGGAUAACUUGGUUAUGAAAAUUUCUGUCACCUGUAGAAACCACACCCUGAGAUGUCUUGUGUUAUUAAUUAAUUUGAUUAAUUAAUUAAUUAAUUAAUUAAUCUAAUUAAAUUAAUUUAAUAACUGGCGCCCAAUUAAAAAUAUUUCAACAUCUCAAUUAGCACCAGGUAUUAAACCACUGAGCCCGCUACAAUG